AUGGUUAAACAAUAUAUCGAAAACAAAAAUUUUACGUUGAAGACUCCUUCUAAAGUAAAUUCCUAUAAAGAUAAGAUCAAACGUUGCUUUAUCAAAAUAGGUAAUAAAAUCAAUAGAAAUGCAGAAUAUUCAAAUGGACCUCACCAUUUCAGGAAAUGGUUAAAUAAUAACAAAGAAGUCAUUACGAGGGAUAACCUAAAUCAGCACUUCGAAGCUUUGAUGUAUAGCAUCACUCAUCCACAACAAGCAGUUCAACGAUCAAGUUUAGAUGAACAAAAAAAUGCCAUUAACAUUAAUAACAGUGCUGAAUUGCAAAAUACAAAAAAACCUUUUAAAAGAGUUAACAAGUACAAUAGAAAUUAUAUUUUAGCUCAACAAGAAUCUGAUAGACGGUUUUUGGAACAAUGUGAAAGAAGUUAUUCUAAUAGAUCAGUAAUUAUUUGUGAUAGUUAUUCAAUUAAUCAACCAACCAAAAAGAAACAAUAUAUCUUCAACAAAGAAUUCGACUUACAAGCUCGUACCAUCUCUAAUGAUGGGAUGAAUCCAUAUAACAAAAGAAAAAUUCAAAAUGCUGAGUUUUAUAAUAUAACUGAUAUUGAUAAGACAAAUUUAAUGCCAAACGAUAACCAAAUUAACAAUGAAUAUCCAAAUAUUCAAAAUAAAAAUCAAAACAAGAAUACAUGUACAUAUCAAUAUCAAUAUCAUUAUCAGCACCAGUACCAAUACAAAAAUCAAAACAAAAUCCAAAUCCAAAUUCAAAAUAAUAAUUUACAGAGUUAUUUUAAAGAAAAUUAUAGUCCUAACUAUAACAUAGUAUACUCUAAUAAUAUAAAUAGUAGACAUUAUCCUACUAUUCCUCAAUCACCACCUUCUUUUACAAAAUAUGACAAUAAUUGCAAUUUAAAUCAAAAACCUGAUUCUAUUGCACAAGAAUAUGAUUAUAAUCUAAAAUCAAUCCAUGGUAUAAAUGAAGAACCUCGAAGUUAUAAAAAGUCAAGAUAUCAAUAUGAACCUUUUGAAAGGCAAAAUAAAAUGGUAUUCGACAUCACAAUUUUCCAAUCAUCCCCAUUAUAA
This is a messenger RNA of Vanderwaltozyma polyspora DSM 70294, 1074 nucleotides long. RefSeq lists its product as uncharacterized. The transcript has a single exon. Lineage: Eukaryota; Fungi; Ascomycota; Saccharomycetes; Saccharomycetales; Saccharomycetaceae. The record is from RefSeq and is a predicted model, not a curated record. Bases 1 to 1074 code for a protein of 357 amino acids.